Messenger RNA from Penicillium daleae, 651 nucleotides. RefSeq names its product putative SNF7 family protein (Cta1). Gene Ontology annotation, cellular component: multivesicular body. Gene Ontology annotation, biological process: vesicle budding from membrane; late endosome to vacuole transport via multivesicular body sorting pathway. The transcript has 2 exons. The record is from RefSeq and is a predicted model, not a curated record. The coding region runs from base 1 to 651 and encodes 216 amino acids. NCBI's taxonomy places the organism in Eukaryota, Fungi, Ascomycota, Eurotiomycetes, Eurotiales, Aspergillaceae.
AUGAAUCGCCUCUUCGGCACCAAGAGUGCGGCUCCCAAGCCCACUCUAGACGGUGCAAUUUCCAAGCUCGACGACCGCGUCUCCAGCAUCGACGUCAAACUAACCGCCCUCAACUCCGAACUCUCCGCCUACCAAGCCAAACUCUCCAAAAUGCGCGACGGCCCGGGCAAAAACGCCCUCCGCCAAAAGGCCCUCAAAGUCCUCCAACGGCGUAAACAAUACGAAGCCCAGCGUGACCAACUCUCCCAGCAAUCCUGGAACAUGGAGCAAGCCGGCAUGAUGCAGGAUAACCUCAAGAACGUGAUGACCACCGUCGACGCCAUGAAAACUACGACCAAGGAGUUGAAGAAGCAGUACGGCAAGGUCGACAUCGAUAAGAUCGAGCAGAUGCAGGAUGAAAUGGCCGAUUUGAUGGAGGUGGGCAAUGAGAUUCAGGAGAGUAUCUCGCGGGCGUAUGAUUUGCCAGAGGAGGUGGAUGAGGCUGAUCUUGAUGCGGAGCUGGAGGCGUUGGGAGAGGAGUCCAUGUUUGAGGCCGAGAUGGGGGCGGAUGCGGUGCCGAGUUUCUUGCAGGAUGAGGUUGCGCCGCCGCAGUUUAUUGAUGAGCCGCCUGAGCAGGCCAAGGUUAAGGAGGCUGCUGGUGGAAUUGGGUAA